CAAGUAAGAGAUAUAAAAGCUGUGAGAGAUCAUCAGUACUUAAAAAUACUCUGAAUUCUGAAAAACAUAGGAUGUGAUGUAAUGGAUAGAUCACAGCAUGUGAAAAUGAUGUGCAUACCUUGCUCGUUACUUCCACAAUCUGAGGCAUUUUCUGAGAACUGAUACUUCAGACCCAACGCAGUGUGAAAGCCAUUUCCUCACUGAGACCUACACCAGCACAGCUCAAUGGCGGACAUAUGCAAUAUCACUUUUGACAACUAUCAAAAAGAUAUCUUCACCUGGUUGUACAGUGUUUUAACCAUUGUUGGAUUACUUAGCAACGGUGCUGUUCUAAGGGAUUUGUGGAAAGCAGAGAAAACAGUGACUGGGAUUUUCACAAUCAACAUGACAGCUGCAGACCUGCUUUUAUGCUGCAGCUUCCCAUUCCGGAUAGUGUAUUAUCAACGCAGCUCGGAGUGGGAACCAAAUGCCUACUUGUGCACAGCAACCAUUUUUACAACUGUAUCACUUUUUUACAUCAACUUGUACUGCAAUAUUUGCUUCCUAAUGUGGAUCUGUAUUAACCGGUACGCCAGUGUAGUGAGACCACAACAUGUAUUUUUUAAAUUAUUCAAAAACCCCAAAAUGUGCAAAUUCCUUUGUGCUCUCACAUGGAUUGGGACACUCUGUGUAACCUUAUCGAAUCUCAUUCACAACCUUCCAAGAAACUCUGUGCCAGCUAAAUCCUGCUUCGACCUCAUUGCCAGCAAAACCAGGAAUAAUUACAACCUGUUACACGCCUUGUGCAUUGCAUUGUUCUUUUUAAUUUUAAUCAUCCUAUUAACGUUUUAUACCCUGCUGGUUUACCAUCUUCAGCGGAUGCAGGAUGGAAAUUUAGUGAUGAGAAAUCAAAACGUCAGCCUACAAGUGCGGAGAAAGAUCCUGGCUACCGUGCUGGUCUUUGUGGUGUGCUUUGUGCCGUACCACAUAGAGAGAGCCAUGCUCUUGCUGUCCAGUUCCAGCGACUGCACGUGGCAGAGGAAGCAGUACAAAGCCAAGGCUGGCACCAUUCUGCUGGCAGCUCUCAGCUGCUGCGUUCUCCCCCUGCUCCACCUCUCUUUUCACUUCAGAUGCUGCAAAGCCAGGGCUGCUUCUAGCACAAGAAAUAUCCAGAGUUGCACUGAUGCAGAGCAUGCAAUUGGCCACUGUUUACCAGAAACUACCUGCAGUUAAGAAUACCAUC
Molecule: messenger RNA, 1222 nt
Organism: Acipenser ruthenus (sterlet)
Lineage: Eukaryota; Metazoa; Chordata; Actinopteri; Acipenseriformes; Acipenseridae
Gene: gpr82
Product: G protein-coupled receptor 82
Exons: 2
Coding region: 226-1212 (328 amino acids)
Biological process (GO): G protein-coupled receptor signaling pathway
Cellular component (GO): plasma membrane
Molecular function (GO): A1 adenosine receptor binding; G protein-coupled UTP receptor activity
Source: RefSeq, a predicted model, not a curated record